AUGCACUUCAUAAUUCAGAAUAUUAAGAAGACAGCUCUACUCUCUGAACAUGUCAAUCUGCUUAUCACUGACAUGAAACCCGAGACAGCAGAUCAGAAAAUGCAGGAUUUUAAGAUGCAGAUUAAUCUGCCUGAGAGAAAGCAGCAGAAACUAUUCUCUAAAAAAGCAGUGAAGAGAGAUUUUAAAAUGAUUAUCAUCUCAGAUAAGUAG
Molecule: messenger RNA, 210 nt
Organism: Blastomyces gilchristii SLH14081
Lineage: Eukaryota; Fungi; Ascomycota; Eurotiomycetes; Onygenales; Ajellomycetaceae
Exons: 1
Coding region: 1-210 (69 amino acids)
Source: RefSeq, a predicted model, not a curated record